Molecule: messenger RNA, 1332 nt
Organism: Talaromyces amestolkiae
Lineage: Eukaryota; Fungi; Ascomycota; Eurotiomycetes; Eurotiales; Trichocomaceae
Exons: 4
Coding region: 1-1332 (443 amino acids)
Cellular component (GO): endoplasmic reticulum membrane
Molecular function (GO): phosphatidate cytidylyltransferase activity
Source: RefSeq, a predicted model, not a curated record
AUGAUGGGCCGAAGAAAUGUUAGAUUUCCCCAUCGCUCGAAUGGCGACCAAGCCUUGCGAUCAAGCUUCUCAGAAGUAAGCGAUGGCGAGAAUCCAGUCAACAAAACCGAUGGCAAUCCACAGGAGGUUUCGGACGCUCCGGCUCUCUCGGACUACGAGAAGAAGAAACAGACCUUCAUCACUCGAACGAUAUGGACCUUUGUCAUGAUUGCCGGUUUCUUUAGUGCGAUGUUCUCCGGUCAUAUAUACCUCAUUGCCAUCGUUACCGCCGUUCAAAUUGUGUCCUUUAAGGAGGUUAUUGCGAUUGCCAAUGUCCCCAGCAAAGACAGGAACCUGCGGUUCACGAAAUCGUUGAACUGGUACUUUUUGGCUACAACCAUGUACUUUCUUUACGGGGAGAGCGUCAUCUACUAUUUCAAACACAUUUUGUUGGUGGAUCGGAUACUGCUGCCAUUCGCAACACACCAUCGUUUCCUAAGUUUUAUGCUUUACGUUUUCGGGUUCGUCUUCUUCGUGGCCACGCUCCAAAAAGGCCACUAUCGUUUCCAAUUCACUCAAUUUGCUUGGACUCACAUGGCGCUGUACUUGAUCGUCGUGCAAGCUCAUUUCAUCAUGAACAACAUCUUCGAGGGCAUGAUCUGGUUCUUCCUGCCCGCAUCCCUCGUCAUAACGAACGAUAUUUUUGCAUACGUUUGCGGUAUUACAUUCGGUCGCACGCAGCUCAUCAAGCUAUCUCCAAAGAAGACCGUUGAGGGUUUCAUUGGAGCAUGGAUCUGCACUAUCAUCUUUGGCUAUUUCAUGACCAAUAUCCUGAUGCAGUAUAAAUACUUUAUUUGCCCUGUAACCGACCUAGGUUCCAACGUUGUGACUGGCUUGGAGUGCACGGUCAACCCAGUCUUCAUCCCGAACACAUAUCAGCUUCCAAACUGGCCUCUUCUUCCCAAAACUAUUCACGUCGCGCCGAUGCAAUUCCACAUUCUUGUUUUUGCGUCAUUUGCAUCUCUGAUUGCACCUUUUGGCGGCUUUUUCGCCUCGGGCUUGAAGCGCACGUUCAAGAUCAAGGACUUUGGCGAGUCAAUCCCAGGACAUGGCGGUAUCACUGACCGUAUGGAUUGUCAAUUCAUCAUGGGAUUCUUUGCUUUCAUGUACUACCAAAGCUUCAUUGCUCUCCACACAGCUAGUGUUGGUGAUGUCAUUGAAACUGCAAUCAAUGGCUUGACGGUCGAUGAGCAGCUUGAGGUUGUCCGAGGACUUAGUAAAUAUCUGUACAACCAAGGCGUUGUCACAGAUACGGCUCUUGAAUGUCUAACCGGCGAGCUUUUCAGACGAUAG